Molecule: messenger RNA, 921 nt
Organism: Aplysia californica (California sea hare)
Lineage: Eukaryota; Metazoa; Mollusca; Gastropoda; Aplysiida; Aplysiidae
Product: 3-oxoacyl-[acyl-carrier-protein] reductase FabG-like
Exons: 3
Coding region: 85-921 (278 amino acids)
Molecular function (GO): oxidoreductase activity
Source: RefSeq, a predicted model, not a curated record
ACGACCGGCAAAAAUAGUAACCUCCGUUGACUGAAUCGAAGACACAACUGAGACACACAACUUAUAGCCCAGACUCCAGGCAAUAUGGCGUCAAGGAGAAGCGAACACAAUGAACAACUCAAAGGCAAAGUCUGUGUCGUGACCGGAGCCAGCUCUGGGUUAGGGGAGAGCAUCGCCAUCAUGUUCGCCCAGAGAGGGGCAUCUGUCACCUUAUGUGGCCGGAAUGAGGACAGGCUGCAGGCCUCCUUGACCUUGUGUGUCCAGGCCAGUGGAGGUCAAGCUGACCGCUUUUUGGCUGUGAGCGGGGACGUUGUCGACCCCUCUGCAAGGAAAUCGAUUGUCGAGAAGACGGUAGAGAAAUUUGGACGUCUGGACGUGUUGGUGGCUAAUGCUGGUGUAAACGAUCCCAAAACUGGAAUUUUGACUGCCAGUGAAGAAACUUUUGAUAAAAUCAUGAACACGAAUGUAAAAGCAGUGUUCUUCCUGAUUCAAGAAGCGGUGCCACAUCUGGCAGCGAACAAGGGCAACAUUGUCGUUGUUUCAUCCAUGUCGUCAAGAGCAGCGAGCUCACCCAACAUAGUGUAUCCAAUGUCAAAAGCGGCAGUUGAUCACUUGACCCGAUGUCUGGCCGUCGACCUUGGACCGAGAGAGAUCCGGGUCAACGCUGUGAAUCCUUCCCUCAUUCCCACAAGAAUUCGUAGAGAAUUCGCUCCCGAUGAAGAAUCUUUGGAUAAGCACUUUGCUGAAGCGCUUGUCACAGAAAUUGCAAAACAGCCCCUGGGCAGUGUGGGCGUGACCAAAGAGGCAGUGGCUGAGGCUGUGAGCUUCCUAGCAUCGGACGCCGCCAGUUUCCUCACAGGUCUGUGUAUGCCUGUGGAUGGCGGCAGAUCUUUCGCGGGGACUUUUGGGAACAAGUCCUAG